Gastrolobium bilobum is the source of this 2034-nucleotide messenger RNA. Its product is annotated as protein FAR1-RELATED SEQUENCE 9. Lineage: Eukaryota; Viridiplantae; Streptophyta; Magnoliopsida; Fabales; Fabaceae. The coding region runs from base 159 to 1799 and encodes 546 amino acids. The transcript is spliced from 4 exons. Gene Ontology annotation, biological process: regulation of DNA-templated transcription. The record is from RefSeq and is a predicted model, not a curated record. Gene Ontology annotation, molecular function: zinc ion binding.
AGUCCUAAGCUCAGAGCUCUGCCGCAUCACACGCCUCAUUCUCUGCGCCACCGCCGGCAGCCACACACUCAGGACGCCACCGCAGAACCUCAGGGUGUAGGUGACGCAAUCACACGAACUGACACCGUCACGACGCCACCGCUUACUGCCGCUCACAUAUGAGUAGCACUAGACAGCGUACCCUUGGGGGUGGGAGUCAUCAUGUAUUGGACUAUCUGAAGCGCAUGCAGGCAGAGAUUCCUGCUUUCUUUUAUGCAGUUCAGGGUGACAAUGAUCACUCGGGCGGAAAUAUAUUUUGGGUUGAUACAACAUCUAGAAUGAACUACUCUUAUUUUGGGGAUGCUGUUAUAUUGGACACAACCUAUAGGGCUAACCGGUACCGGGUACCAUUUGCUGCUUUUACUGGUUUUAAUCAUCAUGGGCAACCUGUGUUAUUUGGUUGUGCGUUGAUUCUCAAUGAAUCUGAGUCCUCAUUUAUAUGGCUAUUCAGGACUUGGCUCCAUGCCAUGUCUGAACGCCACCCUGUCUCCAUUACAACAGACUUGGACCCAUUCAUACAAGUUGCUGUUGCCCAAGUUCUCCCUCCAACUCGCCAUCGGUUCUGUAAAUUGGGCAUAGUUAGAGAAACCCGAGGCAAACUGGCUCAUUUAUGUCAAUCACAUCCUGCUUUUGAAAAUGAAUUCAGGAAAUGUGUUCAUGAAAGUGAGACCAUUGAUGAGUUUGAGUCUUAUUGGCACUCACUCUUGGAAAGAUACUACGCCGUGGAUAAUGAAUGGCUUCAGUCAAUGUACAAUGCACGACGACAUUGGGUCCCUGUCUACUUGCGGGAUACUUUCUUUGGGGAGAUAUCUUUUAAUGAGGGAAAUGAAUGUUUAAAUUUUUUCUUUGAUGGAUAUGUAAAUGCAUCUACAACUCUACAGGUAUUGGUGAGACAAUAUGAGAAAGCUGUAUCAACUUGGCAUGAAAGGGAAUUAAAAGCAGAUUAUGACACAACUAAUAGCAGCCCAGUUUUAAAAACACCAUCUCCUAUGGAAAAACAAGCUGCAAGUCUUUACACGAGAAAGAUAUUCAUGAAAUUCCAAGAGGAGUUAGUAGAGACUCUUGCAAAUCCUGCUACAAAAAUUGAUGAUUCAGGAACUAUCACUACUUAUCGAGUUGCCAAAUUUGGAGAAAACCAAAAAUCUCACAUUGUCACUUUUAAUUCUUUUGAGAUGAAAGCUAGUUGCAGCUGUCAGAUGUUUGAAUAUUCAGGUAUCAUUUGUAGGCAUAUUUUGGCAGUCUUCAGAGCUAAAAAUGUUCUCACACUUCCAUCUCAGUAUGUGUUGAAACGCUGGACAAGGAAUGCAAAAGUUGGUGCAUUGUUAGAUGAACAUGCAUCUGAAUCGCCAAGCAGUUCACGUGAGUCUGUAACGGCUCGUUAUAACAAUCUGCGUCAAGAAGCAAUCAAGUAUGUAGAAGAAGGUGCAAAAUCAAUCCAAAUUUAUCAUGUUGCAAUGAAAGCUUUGCAAGAUGCUGCUAAGAAGGUUUCUGCCAUAAAAAAUCAGAGUACUGGAACAGCUGAGGCAGUAGCCAAUGGAGGCAGAAGUGAAUUGCUUGCAGCAGAUGAAGAUGUUCCAAGCUUUCAAUCUGUGGAGGAAAAGCAAAAGAAAAUCCGAGAGUUGACUGCAGAGUUAGAGAUUACAAAUCAACGAUGUGAAGUUUAUAGGUCAAACUUGCUGGCUGUGCUAAGGGAUAUGGAAGAACAGAAGUUAAAGUUAUCAGUGAAGGUCCAAAAUGCAAGACUUAGUUUGAAAGAGUGACUGCAUUGACUGCGAAGGGUUUAAGGUAUGCUUAUAGCAAGUUGGAGAUGAAAAUUAAGGAUCUUCAUCCUGAUAUUUUUUAAAAUAUAUUGGUUUUCUUCUCUUUCUUAAAUUACAAUAUAUUCUUUUCUGUAUAUGCUUUACAUGAUCUUUAUUGAUGCGGGAUGUGUAUAUAAUGUCAUGUUGUUUGGUGAAGUAUUAAUUUGUCAAUAAGUUGUAACAUUCACCAUGUGUA